Molecule: messenger RNA, 4029 nt
Organism: Trichobilharzia szidati
Lineage: Eukaryota; Metazoa; Platyhelminthes; Trematoda; Strigeidida; Schistosomatidae
Source: the annotation of a GenBank genome assembly
AUGAAGAGAUCUGAUGAUAUGGAUCGAAAUUGGCUAUAUUAUCUCGCUCAACCAACUAAAUUAGCGCUGGAUAUUGAAGAACUAACCGUAUCACACAAAUUGGAACUACUUAAACAAGCCUUAUCACAAGCUGAAAUUAGCGAGAGAAAAACCAAUCUCAAUAAUUCUGAAAAUGGUUCCUCAGACAACUUCUCUACAGAAAAUGAGGCAGUACAUCCAGACGACGUAUUCACAGAGUCAUCAAAAUUGUUUAAAAAGUCAAAAGUGUUGGAUAUACUGUCCUUACAGAUUGCUGCAAAUCUAAAAUUCAGUUUAAACUUGUUUCGAGUAGUGUCAGAGAUGCCUACAAAGCUGUAUGCACGUUUGUAUAGAGUGUUGGUCACGUAUACUGCAAAAUUUUCUGAAAUUCUUCAACCACAAUUUGAACAGGCAAUGAAUAAAGAAAAUAUUUUCAUCAUAAAUCCGUAUGGUUAUUUCACAUGGUCUCAGUUGAAUCCUGUAACAAUUUAUGGUAUAAUGUCUUACCAUAUUUGGUGCCUUCAUGUUUCUCUUACAUCAAGUAUGUUGCCGCAACCGUUUCGAAAUCUUACUCCAAUUGUUUCUGGUUUAACUGAAGUACCCGAGGUAACAUUUUUUGCUGAUAAUCGUGUUGAAGUUGGUGUUAUUCUUACACGUAUACAAGAGUCGGUAAAUCAGUUGAAUGAGAUCAAUGAUCUGUUAGAAGAUAUCAGUAUAGCCAGACCUCUUUCAUCAGUAUUCUCAACAACAGAGUCGAUAUUUUCUGUUUUUGGUGAGGUGUCAAAUCAAGAAGACCAAAAUUCAAACUUGUCAGAUUUUGUUUUACAGAAUUCAGAACCUCUUUCCAGAAGUUAUCUUUCUGCAUCACUGAAUUUUGUACUGGGACGUUAUGCUUUUCAACAACAGGAGUUCCAUCGAUCACAAGAGCUUCUUCAAAAAACCCUCAAUGAAAUGCAAUCUCAAAAUUUUACUUACCUGAAUGAGACUGGAGCUACACCGAAAUUAGUACAGGCCUACUUAACUGCAUGUUUAUCAUAUACGCCUGCCGCAGCACACAUUUCAGACAACGCCUCAAUUCCUCAAUCUGACGAUGAUGAUGAAUUUUUACAAUAUUUUUGUACAGAACUAGAAAAGUGUUCUGCAUCAUUAGAAGUAGUGAAUAAAAAUCAAGUAAUAAAUAUAUUUUGGACUCAAAUAUGGAAUUCUGUUGACAGUGUCAAAUCAGAGGAGUCUUCUGAUAAAAAACAACUACUCACAAUUGAAGACCACCUGUAUGAAAUUCUACUCAAAGGAUUAAUUCCUGUGAAUGAUGAUGAUUCUUCUAAUUCUAAUGCAUAUAUUCCGAUUAGUUUAGUAGUUCGUCAUAAGUUAGAGAAUUUAUGUUUAAAACUGUUGAAUGCUUAUAAUAAUAAUAAUUUACUGAUGAAUUCAACUGAUACAACCAAUACAGGAGUUGUACAAUCUACAAAGCAUACAAAACAGGCUAAGUUGUCGUCCCUUGAUGAUGAUGAUGAUGAUGAUAAAAUAUCAGAUUUCAAUGCUGCUGUACACCAACUUUUCACUAAGAUAUAUGUAUGCAAUUCAAUUGAACGACUAAUGUUCAAUUCUGUGGAACAUCCACUUAUACUGGUAACAGAAUUAUUAAUAAAUUUUGACAAAGAAUCGACAAAGAAUCAACUCAACAAAUCAACGUCAUCAUCAUCAUCGGUGUUUCAUAUAGACGCUAUAAAAGGACGUGAAUUUCUAUUCGACUGUUUAACCACUUUAAUGCAAAGGCUGUCGUCAAGCGUAAAAAAUUAUUCCACCUCUAACCAAUACCUUAUUAUUUGCCAGUAUAUCACUUUUCUAGUACAAGAAGGGAUCUGUUCACUGGGCAGUUUAUCAAUGAUGAAUCAACUGCAUUAUCAUAAAGAGAAUUCUUAUCUGCUUACAGUACAAAAGAAUUUUCAGGAUUUAUUAGAAACACUUGUAUCUCAUAAACUGUGGGCAUACCUACCAGUGGAGAAUAGAAAAUAUAUACAAUCUAUUUUGGAGGCAAUAAGUUCUGCAAAUUCAUUUGACAAUGAUUCAGAUACUGAGUAUUCAUGUUCUUUCAAUCAUAAAUCCCUUGCUGAUCUUCCUGAUCCUGAUUAUGAUCUGAGUUUUAGCCUGUCUACUCUGGAUGGAGAGGAUCUGUUUACACAAGGACCUGGAUUUCGACUAAAUCAUGAGAUUUCUUCAUCUAAAGAUCAAAUUUCUGGAUCAUACAAAUCAUCACAUAUGCCUAAAGGGAAUUCUCCAUUUCAAAGUGUCGGUGAUGUGGAUAUGCGUAAUCUACCACAACAAAUUCCAUCCUUCUCUCAUAUACCCGCUGUGCAGCCUCAUCCAAUCACUGGACAUGGAUCUUUUACUAGUUCAUCGCUUCCUGCGCUUUCCAGAGAUAAUCCACACGCGUAUAAAAUUCAUGUAGUACGCCAUCUUCUGUUAACACGUAAUCCUACGGAUGUAAAUAUGCUGGUGGACAAUCUUUUAAGAUUAGGUAUGACACCAGAUGAAAUUUUAAAACUUAACGACUCAUGGCUUUCAUCUUUACAUCUUUUGGUAUCAUUGGAAGUAGUUGGACUGCAUGGUAUUAGUGGAAAUAAUGAGACAAAUCCAAUAGCAUUUUUACUAUCAUCAUCUGGAAACAUUAUGUGGGCAGUGACAGUAUUGUUACAGUUGGCUAAAGGUUCAGCCAUUAUUCGUCAUGAAGCAGGAAUAUUAGAAUAUACAACAGCCAGAGCUAUGUUAUUAGCUUCUUUGAAUAAUCUUGCCUCGGUUAAUCCAAUUGUACCGCCCCCUCCAUCGUCAAUGCCUACAUCAUUACCUGUUAAUGUUCCAGCUGCAAGUCAUACAGUUGGUAAACAGUCUCGUAUCGGUGAUGUUUUCCAGUGGAUUCGAGCUGCUAUCAAACAUGAAUUAAUGUUACUUGAUUUGUUAGAAUUCUUGAAUCCAUGCUCAUUUAUUAGCAUCGAAGGAAACAGUCAAUCGUACGGUGUAUCUAAACCAAAUCAUUCUGGACAAGUAUCCUUAAAUGAAUUGAUUAGACGAGCUAAAAUUAUUUUGUGUUAUGCAGCUGGUUUACCGUCACAUGCUAAUUCUUUGGAGAAUAAAAUGGAGUCAUUGAAUCUUAUUGGCCUGUCUGAUGAACUAAUUACUGCCGCCACUUGUUUUCUAUUGAUGGUUAAAGAAUAUGAUUUUCUGUAUCCAACAUCUACUCCAAUGCAAACAAUUUCAUUACCUUCAGAGAAUAUCUCAUACAGUGUUACAUUUAAAUAUGGUGAUUCAGAAAAAUUAAAAACUGUUAUCAAUGAAUUUUAUGAAUUAAUACUUAUUCGUGGAUGUCUGUUUGUAGAAUAUUCUAAUUCAACAGACAAUGUGAAUAGUAACUCUAAAGUCUCUGGAUCUGAACAGCAACAACAGCAGCAACAACAAAAUAACAGAAGUAACUAUCACUCAGACAUUUCCCGUUCAAGAAUUACUUCACCUAUUCUGUACAAUAUCAUUGGAUUAUUAGCCACACUAGAUAAAGUAGCACAGUUAAUUAUCGCCUCCGGCCUCAACUUCCCUAUAAAUGCUACUAAACUGAAAAAUUCAACAGAUUCAGAACAUCAUCAUUUACCGAUUGGAUUACAAUUAUUAGAUUAUCUUAUUAUUGGUUUUGCUCAAAUUGCUCAACAAGUGUGUACAAAGUUCACUUUACGUAUUUUAAAACAAGUAGUCAGUUGUUUUCCAACGAAUAAUAAUAAUAAUAAUUUCGAUGAAUACAAGACUACUACUACUAAUGAAUCAUCAUCAGUAGGCAGUGAAGAUAACUCCUCCACUGCCGCCGGUACAAAUAAUUCAUCGUCGUCUGAUUUACAGCCAAGCACUACAAAAGUGCGUACAUCAAGAUGGGAUAAACCUUUGACGGAUACUGCGAAGAAAGAUCGUAGACGUAGUCAACAACGUGAAAAAAAUUCAACUGAUCAUAUCAUCAUCAUAAAGGAGUGA